AUGAGCCUCUCCAAGCUCGCAGAAUUUGGCACUCGCCAUGUCGCCAAGGGCAUCGGUAGGCUGGCGACCGAGGUGAUCGAGAGCGGCAGCGGCAGCUAUGUGACGAUGGCGGGCGGGCGCAAAAUGCUCGAUUUCACCUGCGGCAUUGGCGUCGCCAACCUGGGCCACUGCCAUCCCGCCGUGACAAAGGCCGCUCAGACCCAGGCUGGGAAGAUGGUGCAUGCCCAGGUCAACAUUGCCUUCCAACGACCGUAUCUAGAGCUCAUCCAGUCGCUCUUACCGCUUAUGCCGCACAAAUCCCUGGAUACAUUUUUCUUCUGGAAUUCCGGUUCUGAGGCGGUUGAAGCCGCCGUGAAACUUGCUCGACAUGCCACCAAGAAGCAGAACAUCAUCGUUAUGCAGGGAUCAUACCAUGGACGCACAUUCGGAACCAUGGCAAUGACACGGUCGAAGACCAUCUACGGCGAGAAUUAUGCCCCGCUCAUGCCUGGAGUCUUUGCUGUGCCCUUCCCUUACUGUGCACAGUGCCCCAUUGCCUUGCGCUGUGGUGGAAAGUAUCACUCUGACAACUGUUGUAUGGACCCGGUCGACCAACUGGAACUCCUCCUUCAACGAGAGACUGCACCGUCAGAUACGGCGGCUAUCUUUAUCGAGCCCGUUCUCGGUGAGGGCGGCUAUGUGCCCGCCGUCCCCGACUACCUGAAGCGUGUGCGUGAAAUCUGCGACAAGCACAACAUUCUCCUCGUUGCAGACGAGGUGCAAUCAGGGUUUGGACGCACGGGCAAAAUGUUCGCUAUUGAGCACUACGGCGUUCGACCGGAUAUCUUGGUCAUGGCCAAAGGGAUUGCCAACGGUUUCCCACUGUCUGGCAUUGUCUCGCGUAAGGAACUGAUGGACACCCAGAAGCCUGGCUCGAUGGGCGGCACAUACGCAGGAAACGCCGUGUCGUGUGCGGCUGGAAUCGCUGUGGCAAAGGCAUUCAAGGACGAAAACAUCCUCGAAAACGUGAACGUGCGCGGCAAGGAGUUGCUCGGCAUGCUCCAGAAAGCCAAAGCUGACCAUACUGAUAUGGUCUACGAUGUGAGAGGUCUGGGAUUGAUGCUUGCAUGUGAGUUUGUCGGGGGGGGAGGAUAUGCGGCAAAGGUACAGGCCAAGUGCAUGGAGAAGGACAUGCUGAUCCUGACAACGUCCAUUUACGACACUUUACGGUUUAUACCGGCGUUGAAUAUAUCCAAAGAAGAUAUGGCCAAGGGCUGUAGCAUCAUCCGGCAAGCCAUUGAUGAAGUUGCUGGCAGCUAA
Molecule: messenger RNA, 1299 nt
Organism: Exophiala aquamarina CBS 119918
Lineage: Eukaryota; Fungi; Ascomycota; Eurotiomycetes; Chaetothyriales; Herpotrichiellaceae
Product: 4-aminobutyrate aminotransferase
Exons: 1
Coding region: 1-1299 (432 amino acids)
Molecular function (GO): transaminase activity; pyridoxal phosphate binding; identical protein binding
Source: RefSeq, a predicted model, not a curated record